AUGUGCGUUAUAGUUUUUGGUGAUAGCAUUAGCGAAGUGAAUGGACAAAUAUUAGAAGAAGUCACAAUUAAUACAGGAAAAGAAUUGCGCCCACGCGUUCAAGAUUAUCUCAAAAAUGGUUGGAUAAUCUAUUCUUACUGUCCAUUAUGCAUUGUAAACACAAAAACUAAUCAGACGAUUAAUUUGACUUCUCAAGAACUUAAAUCCAAUGCAUUAGCAUCAUCAAACCAGAAUUCACUUCCUCCUAUACCUGAUCUAGUCGAAUUCCCUCCUUUUAAGUUCCCAACAAAAUCUGAAAUCAUAUCAGAGUCAAACUCAGGUUAUUCACAACUACAGUCCGGAGAAUCAGAUAACAACAGAUAUAAAAACCAAAUUAUAAGUCGAUCUAUUGAAAGUACUCAUAAAAAGAAACGACACAGAAAGAAACACACGCACCUCUGGAGCGUCUCAAAUACAAUGGACAAUACUUCAGAGAGUGAUUCAAGCACCAUGAUUGUCGAUACAAUUGUUAUUUCAAGCGGAGAUAGCAGUCCAAAUUCUGAAAUAUUUGUAAACCAAGCAAAUACUACGUCAAAUACAAGACAAUCUAUACCACAAAACAAUGCGCAUACUAUUUCUGGGAUUUACGAUCAACAAGAUAAAAAAUUUUAUUCAACUGGAAACUACAUAGCUCCUCCUGUUAAACUGAUGCAAGGCUCAGAUGUCCCUAAUACUCUCCAAGGUUAUACUAAAAACCCAGUCCUGGUUAAUGAAGGAACAUCUCCAUUACAUCCCUCAAUUAAACAAUCUCUUAAAACGAAUACGAACUACGUUGCUCCCCCUCUCAGCCAAAACUAUUUACAGCGUCUACCACCACUUUCUCAGUGGACGUUAGAUCAUCCAUCAGAUUUUAAGGACGAAAAGCAGACAAGCAACAGCCAGGAUACUCCAAAUGCACCACAAAUCAAUAAUCCCGAAAAUGUUGCUUCAAAGAAGUCCAAGAAAAAGAAGAAAAAAUCGAAAAAGAGAUCAAAAAUUUCAAUUCAUAGUAUUUCUAAGAAAGAUCCACCACAACUCCCAAUUCAUGUAUCACUUGACUUCGAUCCUUCAUCAAGUAUGCACUUAUCAGAAGGAAUGCCUGCAACUCCUUCAGCUCUUAAAACUAUUUCACCUUUAGUUACUCCACGAGCUCCAGAAAUACAACAGGUAUUUCCUCCUCAGUCUCCAACUCCUGAACAGAAGCCGAAAACACCGAAGAAGGCAAGAAAAAGCCAUAAAAAGAAGAAAUCCAAAAAAUCUUCAAAGCAAAAGUCAUCUAAAUCCGGCCAUUCAUCGAAAUCCGAAAAGUCAGAGAAGUCAGAUAAAUCAAAUCCUGUACCGAAACCAGAAAAACCAGCGAAAUCAUCAAAAUCUUCAAAAUCAGAUAUCAAAGAAUCCGAUGAAGAAGAAUCUUAUGCAGGCGAAGAGUCCCAAUAUGAGUCGUACAAUUCUAAAAAGGCUAGUGAGAACGAGGAACUAUCACAAUCUAUCUUAGAUUUCGGAACAAUUAAAAUUGAACCCGCUACAUCAACUGAAGAAGAGAAAACUCCUAAGCAAAAGAAGAAGAGGAAAUCCGUAUCAAGCGAACCAGACCUUCCUGAUACUCCUGUUCUUGAUUCUCCUCGUAAAAAGAAGAAGAAAUUCCUCAGAAAACCAAAAACUUUGGUCGGAGGAAAAAGAGCCAAAGUCAAAGCCGCCGGACACACGGAAGUCUUCGAAACAGAUGACGACGGAUACGAUGACGAUGAUCCUCCUGUCUUUAAGAAAGUCAACUUCUUCGAUUUGCUUGGCGUUGACCCUGACAGUGGAGAUGAAUAUUUAUCACAAGAUGAAAGCUCCCACAAAGAGGAAGAAGAGAUCAAAGGACCAGAUGACUUGAUUGCAGAAUUGAGGGCUGAAGGGAGAACAAUGUUCUACCAAAUGAGAACUGUGGAAACAAGUACUCUUGAAGAAAUGGAGAAAUUCGUUUCAAGUUAUGUAAGAUCUGAACUAAAGAAGAUGGAAUAA
Messenger RNA from Trichomonas vaginalis G3, 2025 nucleotides. RefSeq lists its product as uncharacterized. The transcript has a single exon. NCBI's taxonomy places the organism in Eukaryota, Parabasalia, Trichomonadida, Trichomonadidae. The record is from RefSeq and is a predicted model, not a curated record. The coding region runs from base 1 to 2025 and encodes 674 amino acids.